UGGUCACCUGAAAGGAAAUAUCAGAGUCAUCUGGGGAAGACGGUGGAAGUGUCCGCACAUCCCCAUUCCGAGCUGACACAUUUCACUGGGACGGGAGCGCUGGAUGUGAAAGCAGCGGGCAGCAGCUCCCUGCCAGGACCCAUCGAUCUGGAUACUACCAGAUGUUGAUCGGCGCUCUGAUCCACUGACCCCCGCGUCCCCUCGCCGCACCAUGUGGUUCGCGUCCACGGCUUAGGAUCCCACGCCAGGUCGUUAGAAGUUAACGGUGUGCAGAAUGUUCCAGCUCCCCGUCAACAACCUGGGCAGUCUGCGGAAAGCAAGGAAGAAUGUCAAGAGGGUCUUAGGAGACAUCGGCUUGGAGUUCUGCAGGGACCACCUCGAGGACUAUAAAGACUUUAUUCCUCCAGAGGUGUACAUAAAGCACACUAACUGGGAGGAUGUGUGCAUGUGGGAACCGUCGCAUACCAAACUGCAGGACUACAGAUCGAAGCCCUUCUGUUGCACUGGCUGCCUCUUUUCCUCCAAGUACUUCUCCGCGUACAAGAGCCAUUUCCGCAACGUCCACAGCGAGGACUUUGAGAACAACAUUCUUCUCAACUGCCCCUACUGCACUUACAAUGGCAACAAAAAGACUCUGGAAACGCACAUCAAACUGUUCCACAUGCCCAACAGCACCGUGCGGCAGGGCCCCGGAGGAAUGGUGGCGGGAGCCGGCGGGCUCCUGAUGAAGGACGGGGUCCUGAAAAGGGCCGGGGACAGCAUGGAACAGGCGGUGUACUACUGCAAGAAGUGCACCUACAGGGACCCUUUAUACAAUGUGGUGCGGAAGCACAUCUACCGGGAACACUUCCAGCAAGUAGCCCAGCCCUAUAUUGUGAAACCGGGGGUGAAGACUCAGAACGGGGGAGCCACAGAGAGCAAUAACACAAACAAUGUCAACAGUAACCAGAUCCACUGCAAGAAGUGUCUGUUUGUCCCGAGGACCUACGAGGCGCUGGUCCAACACGUCAUAGAGGACCACGAGAGGAUCGGCUACCAGGUGACUGCCAUGAUUGGUCACACCAGCGUGAUCGUCCCGCGUCCCAAACCCGUUAUCAUGAUCCCCCCCAAGACCCAGGGGGACAAGACCAUCAUCGGGAUGGGCCCGAAAGGCGCGGUGAUGGCCACCACCAGGUCUCCCGGCUCGCAGCAGCUGGGUCGGGUCAUCGUCUCCUCAAAGACGGGCUUCAACGCGCAAAGUUUUCUAUCCGGGAUGAAACACGACGGGAUCCGGUUAAAGGCCGGCACCACCCAGUCGUUCUCCAUCGGCGGGCAGCAGGUGAGGGUGACCUUGCCAGGGAACGCCCAGGUUUCGGUGCCCCAGCAGUCUCACGCGGCCAAGCAGCUCAUCUCGGCCGGCGGCCUGCGGAGUCCGGUGUCGGUCAACGUCUCCUCUUCGCUCAAGUCCAACGCCCUGGGCUCCCGCGUCCAGGCAGCCGCGACCACGGUCGCCUCAGUCACGGCCAAAAAGGGGGGCUCGUCGAUCCUCGGCACGUCCUACACCCAGAAGUGGAAGAUCUGCACCAUCUGCAACGAGCUCUUCCCAGAGAACGUCUACAGCGCCCACUUUGAGAAGGAGCAUAAAGCGGAGAAGGUGCCCGCGGUCGCCAACUACAUCAUGAAGAUCCACAACUUCACCAGCAAGUGUCUCUACUGCAACCGCUAUCUCCCCAGCGACACGCUGCUCAACCACAUGCUGAUCCACGGCCUGUCCUGCCCCCACUGCCGGGCCACCUUCAAUGACGUCGAGAAGAUGGUGGCCCACAUGCGGCUGUCGCACCCGGACGAGAGCGUCGGCCCGCGCACAGAUUCCCCCCUGACCUUCGACCUCACUCUGCAGCAGGGCAACCCCAAAAACGUUCAGUUGAUCGUCACGACGUACAACAUGAGAGACGCGCCGGAGGAGUCGGUGGCGUUUCACGCUCAGAACAACACCUCAGCAUCGGCAGCAUUGGCUGCCUCCCUAAUAUCAGGCAAGAGGCUGGUGCCGCCACAUCUGACCAAAGCGCCUUCGGGGGCUGCCGACUGUGCGCCGGCCAAGAGUGCCCCACAGGCGUCGGUGCCCUACAAGAAGGACGUGGGCAAGACGCUGUGUCCUCUUUGCUUCUCUAUCCUCAAGGGCCCAAUCUCCGACUCACUGGCCCACCACCUGAGAGAGAGGCACCAGGUGAUCCAGACAGUCCACCCCGUGGAAAAGAAACUGACCUACAAGUGUAUUCACUGCUUAGGGGUUUACACAAGCAAUAUGACGGCCUCCACCAUAACGUUGCACCUGGUGCACUGUCGAGGUGUGGGGAAGUCCCAAAACGGCCAGGAGAGCCGGGCCACUCAUUCUUCUCGGAUCAUCCCGGCCCAGAGCAGCGCUCUCAAAAGGCCCAGCUUCGAUAGCUCGGACACUAGUGCGCCGAAACGCAGGAGGCCGCCCGGAGAACGGGCCCAACCGCGCGACGUUAACAACGGUCCGUCUGCGUUUGUAGAAAAUCCAGACGAGCCCGUUGUUCUGGCUCUCGACCCCAAAGGACAAGAGAACGAGUCGUACGAGUCCAGGAAGGCUUUUCUAACGCAGUAUUUCAAUCAGGCGCCGUAUCCCAGUAGGCGGGAGGUGGAGAAGCUGGCCGCCAGUCUGUGGCUGUGGAAGUCUGACAUCUCCAGCCACUUUGGCAACAAGAGGAGGAAAUGCAUGCAAGACUGUGAGACUCAGAACGCCAGCGUGCUGCUCGGCUUCAGCAUGCACGAGCUGAGCAAAGUCAGUCACGAGCUGGCAUUCGUCCAGGAUGGCGCAUACGAGGGCGGGCAGAACAAGAGGCGGACAUCCAGAACGCGCCUAGGGCUGUCGGAGCAGGCGCUCCGGAAACACAGGGAGCUCGUGGCGGCCAACGGUGGCGCGGCGCUGCCACAGAGGGGAAAGCCGCCGGGGACUUUAGUCAGUUGUAAAGCGCCGCCAUCCGCCCCCAAACCCAACAGUGCCAGCCGAGACCAAAGCAAGACAAUCAACAGCACCUUACCACAGAAAAUACCUCUAGAUCUUUCAGAGCCCAUCGCCAUUGACUCUGACAGUGAUGAGAAUGAGCAGCAGAAGGAUAACGAGGAGCUAGAGGGAGAGUUACAUCUCCAUGGCAACCAACUGCUUACUGGAGCUGAGGGUGGCAUGGAGCCGGGGACGGAGGCUAAGAACGUUUCAAAUCUAGAGGAUACGUCGGACGAUGAUACUGACGACGACGAUGAUGAUGAUGACGAUGAUGACGACGACGACGAGGAAGACGACGAGGAAGACAACGAUGAUGAUGAAGACGAGGAAGAGGCACAUGUAGAAAAUGGCUUUGCGCCCUCAGGAGACGCUGAAAGGCCGGCUGCUAAAAAAAGAGACCCUCAUCCCAUCAUUAUUCCCAAAUUUGUACCGUCAUCUGCAAGAAGCAGAAGAGAAGGGGCCCAGCUGGGCAAGCAGCAGGUGUGACUGAUGCACCCCCCCCCCCACCCCCCCACCCCCUCCAAAGGACAGUCAGAUAGGCACUUGAGACAUUUGAACAGAGACAAGGAGAGAACUCCAAACAAGCCAUCCAGUGACUUUUAAAGGCGGGAAUAACGAGCAGCUAGGGUCGAUGUAAAGAUUUGUGACCUUCUGGUCCCACGUGGGAAGGGACAAAGAAAACGGAGAAGUCACACCAAACAAAUAGACUUUUUCUUCUUUCUUUACCCUCUGUAUACUUUAUUACAUUGAGAUAGCAACUUAUUGAUGUUGAUUUCGCCACUGAACUUGUAAAUGUGGCUUAAAAUAUUGAGUUGUCGUGUGGUAAAGCUUUUUAAACUGACCAGAGGAUCCACCUUUUUUUCCAUGUAGUUAUAUCCGAGAUGGGUAGUGUAAAUUUGUACAGUCUUUUAGACAUGUUUGGACAGACGUUGCAGUUCACGUACCCUUAAAUAUUUGCUAUUACCUGUAUGUAAGGUAGCCUCCUAUGUUCUACAUCGGUAUGCUUAACAAUAGUUGUCGCUUUGGUGGCUGGUAUUUUCUUGUACGUUUAAGUUUUAUUUUUUAACGAAUACCUAGUUUUUUUGCAAAAUAAUAUAUCUAUAUAUAUAUAAAUGAAAUAACAAUUGAUUUGUUUUUGCUUCAAACCGGAUUAGAUUUUAUUUUUGUAAUUAGUUUUUCUUAAAACAAUACAAUAGCGCGGCUGCGCUGUUCUUUUUUUGAGUUUUAAAGGAGCAUUUGCACCCUCGUGCUCAUCACUCUCUACUCUACUUGCUUUCUGUUGUCACUGUUUUAAACUGACGUUUCUAUGCCCUCACAAGACUGGACUGGAACCACCUUACAGACAAGUUGUGUUCUUUUUUAGAAAAAAAAAAAGAGUUCAAUUUGUCUUCUUUGAAUUGUGUGUAUUGGUUUUCAUUUUCCACCUAAGCAUUUAAUGAACAAUAAAGUGCUGUAAUUGUGCUUCACACGGA
Molecule: messenger RNA, 4479 nt
Organism: Pungitius pungitius (ninespine stickleback)
Lineage: Eukaryota; Metazoa; Chordata; Actinopteri; Perciformes; Gasterosteidae
Gene: adnpb
Product: activity-dependent neuroprotector homeobox b
Exons: 5
Coding region: 275-3493 (1072 amino acids)
Biological process (GO): regulation of gene expression
Cellular component (GO): nucleus
Molecular function (GO): DNA binding
Source: RefSeq, a predicted model, not a curated record